Messenger RNA from Sorghum bicolor (sorghum), 1952 nucleotides. Its product is annotated as probable transcription factor GLK1. Gene Ontology annotation, cellular component: nucleus. The record is from RefSeq and is a predicted model, not a curated record. The coding region runs from base 288 to 1688 and encodes 466 amino acids. Gene Ontology annotation, biological process: positive regulation of DNA-templated transcription. NCBI's taxonomy places the organism in Eukaryota, Viridiplantae, Streptophyta, Magnoliopsida, Poales, Poaceae. Gene Ontology annotation, molecular function: DNA-binding transcription factor activity; transcription cis-regulatory region binding. The transcript is spliced from 6 exons.
CGAGAUGCCUUCUCCCUUCGCCGUUCGGUUCGCCCCCAAAUACUCCCCAGAGAGGCCAUCGCACACCAAAUGGUCAGUACUAGUCCUUCCUAGCUAGCUCAACAGAAACAGCAGUGCAAAGACAGGUUACAACAACCUACCCUAACAGGCCAUUCGUUCCUUUCCUUCCAGUGCACUGUAUUCGUGAGCUAGCUACCUCUGAGCUCCAACUCCAAGUGUACCUAGUGUGGCUAGCUAGCUAGCUACUGGCUAGACACUUGAGAAGCUUGCAGUGUCGCCGGCCGGUGAUGUGUGCCGAUGUGGAGGAGUGCGGUGGAGCCGCCGCCGGCAUCAAGGAGAUGGAGGAGAUCGCCGUCGGGCCUGUGUCGGACCUGGAUUUCGACUUCACGGUCGACGACAUAGACUUCGGCGACUUCUUCCUCAGGCUAGACGACGACGACCGAGAUGCGCUGCCGGACCUCGAGGUCGACCCUGCCGAGAUCUUCAUCACCGAUUUUGAGGCAAUCGCCACCGGCGCCGGCCAUGGCGGCGUCAUGGACCAGGAGGUGCCCAGUGUCCUGCCCUUAGCAGAUGCGGUGCACAUAGGCGCCGUGGAUGUGGAUGUGGAUCCAUGCUGUCCCGGUGUCCUUGGUGGCGAGGAGGACAACGUCACAACGUGCGAAGAUGUGGAAGAAGGGAAAGGAGAGUGCAACGACGACCAUGCCGAAGGCGAGGAGGUAGUCGCCGGUAAUGGUGACUCCGGUGAGGGCGGCUGUGGAACCGUUCUGGGCGAAAAGUCACCGUCUUCGACGACAUCGCAGGAGGCUGAGAGCCGUCACAAGUCGUCCAACAAGCACUCCCAUGGGAAGAAGAAAGCAAAGGUGGAUUGGACGCCGGAUCUUCACCGGAGAUUCGUUCAAGCAGUAGAACAGUUGGGCAUUGACAAGGCAGUGCCGUCCAGGAUACUCGAGAUCAUGGGGAUCGACUCCCUCACGCGCCAUAACAUUGCCAGUCAUUUGCAGAAGUACCGUUCUCACAGGAAGCACAUGCUUGCAAGGGAGGUGGAGGCCGCGACCUGGACGCACCGGCGACAGAUGUACGCUGCCGGAGGAGCCCCCAAUGGCGUGAAGAGGCCCGAUUCCAACGCGUGGACCGUGCCGACCAUCGGCUUCCCUCCGCCGCCGCCGCCGCCGCCGCCUCCUCCUCCUCCUUCUCCUCAUCCGAUGCAGCACUUCGGAAGGCCGCUGCAUGUCUGGGGCCAUCCGACGCCAACGGUGGAGUCACCCCGGGUGCCAAUGUGGCCUCGGCAUCUCGUCCCCCGCACCCCGCCGCCGCCGUGGGCUCCUCCGCCGCCAUCUGACCCGGCGUUCUGGCACCAUGCUUACAUGAGGGGGCCUGCACACAUGCCGGGCCAGGUGACUCCCUGCGUGGCAGUGCCAAUGCCAGCUGCGCGUUUCCCUGCUCCACCCGUGAGGGGUGCUUUGCCAUGUCCACCUCCAAUGUACAGACCUCUCGUUCCUCCAACACUCGAUACGCAGUUUCAGCUACAGACACAGCCAUCAAGUGAGAGCAUAGAUGCAGCAAUAGGUGAUGUUUUAACGAAACCGUGGCUGCCACUGCCCCUGGGACUGAAGCCCCCUUCAGUAGACAGUGUCAUGGGCGAGCUGCAGAGGCAAGGUGUGGCAAAUGUGCCACCAGCUUGUGGAUGAUCCCCGGGGCUCCAUAGCUAGCUGCUUGUCCCUGCAGUCCAACAAAAAGAAUUUGUCGACAUGCCUUUUCUGUUUCAAAUUUUCAUGAACCAUUUAUGGACCACUCUCUCUUAGUUAACUUGUUCAGGGUCAGAGAGCAAAACAGUACAUCCUUUCAGGUUUGAGGGAAAUCAACCUGAGUACAUCCAAGUACAAUGUGCCAUGACGGAAUAAUGAAGUCUUGGCCUUGGCCCGAAUAAUCAGUAGCUGCCAUCUCAGAUUUCA